AUGAAAUAUUUGGGGGGAUUAUCGAUUGGGAUUCGAUUCAGGAAUGACUACGACGUCAAUGAAUUCCUGAUGAAUGAGAAGUAUUGGGGGAACUGGUUCAGUGAAUUUAAAUUCGGGAAUUCCUAUGACGAGCUACCUGGGAGGAUUGCAUGGCUGAAGAUUAUUGGUCUGCCCUUACACAUGUGGAGUGAAGAAAACUUUGCUCGUAUUGCAGGCACGGUCGGUAAGAUUCUAAGUCCAUCGGAGAUUCCAAUUAGUCUACAAGAUGUCUCUUGUGGAAAGAUUUGUGUUCUUACGGACAGAAAAACGAAAAUCAACGAAGUGGUGGCAGUGGAAUCAAAGAGAUAUAUACUAUGGGUGGGAAUUGCUGAAGUUGAUUUUGACUGGUCUCCCUUUCCAUCGGGUUAUUGGUUAAUGGAAGAUUGUGAUGUGCAAAAUGAAAUUUGUGAUAGGGUGAAUUCGGUAGAGAAUGAUUAUUCAAAUCCUGAGGGUGACGAAGAUGGUAUUUCUGAGAAAGUUAAUUCAACGAGAAGGGAUCCUACUGAUGGAAGAUUGCUCGAUGACGAGUGGGAAGAAGGUGAAAUCCAGAAUGAUGAUGAUAUUGGGGCCGACAAAGCGGCAGUAUCGGAGAUGGGGUCUAUGGAGCGCGAGUCCUCGCCGGAAACCUGGAUGCAGGUGGCUGAAACACCGGUCACAGAAGCUUGA
This is a messenger RNA of Lactuca virosa, 705 nucleotides long. Lineage: Eukaryota; Viridiplantae; Streptophyta; Magnoliopsida; Asterales; Asteraceae. The record is from the annotation of a GenBank genome assembly.